GAUUUCUGUCAGGAUGGCUGCGGCUCCGGCGGCCCAAAACCUCCUGCAGUUCUUGCGGCUGGUGGGGCAGCUCAAGAGAGUUCCACGGACUGGCUGGGUAUACAGAAAUGUAGAAAGUCCAGAGAGUGUAUCAGAUCACAUGUACAGGAUGGCAGUUAUGGCUCUUGUGACCAAAGAUGAACAUCUUAACAAAGACCGAUGUAUACGUCUAGCCCUCGUUCAUGAUAUGGCAGAAUGCAUCGUUGGGGACAUAGCACCAGCAGAUAAUAUUCCCAAAGAAGAAAAGCAUAGGCGAGAAGAGGAGGCGAUGAAGCAGAUAACACAGCUCCUACCAGAGGAUCUCAGAAAGGAGCUCUAUGGACUUUGGGAAGAAUAUGAGACCCAAUCCAGUGCAGAAGCCAAGUUUGUGAAGCAGUUGGACCAGUGUGAGAUGAUUCUUCAAGCACAGGAAUAUGAAGCCCUGGAGAACAAACCUGGGAGACUGCAAGACUUCUAUGAUUCCACAGCAGGAAAAUUCACUCACCCUGAGAUAGUCCAGCUUGUUUCUGAACUAGAAUCAGAAAGAAAUUCUGACAUAGCUGCCAUGGCUCAUAAGCCCAACUCCUGAGAUGAUUCUCCGUGUUGCUUUACUCUUGUAAUAAAUAUUUUAUUUUUCUGUUUCAA
Molecule: messenger RNA, 663 nt
Organism: Suncus etruscus (white-toothed pygmy shrew)
Lineage: Eukaryota; Metazoa; Chordata; Mammalia; Eulipotyphla; Soricidae
Gene: HDDC2
Product: HD domain containing 2
Exons: 6
Coding region: 14-607 (197 amino acids)
Cellular component (GO): cytoplasm
Molecular function (GO): 5'-deoxynucleotidase activity
Source: RefSeq, a predicted model, not a curated record